Molecule: messenger RNA, 6528 nt
Organism: Bombyx mori (domestic silkworm)
Lineage: Eukaryota; Metazoa; Arthropoda; Insecta; Lepidoptera; Bombycidae
Product: sodium channel protein Nach
Exons: 11
Coding region: 802-2244 (480 amino acids)
Biological process (GO): sodium ion transmembrane transport
Cellular component (GO): plasma membrane
Molecular function (GO): ligand-gated sodium channel activity
Source: RefSeq, a predicted model, not a curated record
AGCGAAAUAUGUUUCGUAAGAGUCAAUGCAUACUUUUAUUUUUGACCUACAUACAAUCUAUUCAACUAUUUUUUUAAUUCCAACGAAAGUAGACGAAGCCUACGAUCUUCAGAUGGUAAAUUACUGAAAAAACAGCCAAACCACUGCUUAAAAAUGUAAUAAAGCAUAAUUCAUAUCCAAAGGAGGGUCAUGAUUUUAGUAUCUAUGUAAUGUGUAGAGUGAUUGCCUUCUGCUGUUUUUUUCUGAGUAGUGGUGUAUUUUUGUAAAUAAUGUAAUUUCGUAAUGUAAUAUUUGUAUGUAUUUUUGUAAAUAAUGUUAUAAUCGUUGAUCUUUGAUUGGUAGUUGGUGAAAAACGAUGUCAUUAACUUGCUGAAUAUGUAAAUAAAAUCUUUUUUUUUAAAGCCCUUAAAUGAAUCAAUCGCUGAAAACCACAUUCAGAAUCGAAUUGUUUUAGUUCAAUUUUAAGCAUUACUCUGUACUAUUUACUUUAAUACAUAAAAUACAAUUUACGUAUUUCAACGAAUCCCUUAUUAUGCAUGUUGUAAACUUUGACCCAUUACGCUAAAUAAACUUACGAAUAAACACAGAAGCAUGUUAUUAAUCUAAACGUUCUCAAAAGCCUUGAACAUUCAGCAUUCGUUGUUGCACAUAAUCACGUGAUUUCAUAAUAACUUACAAUUUUUGCAUUAAUUAUUCAAAACGUUUACACAAUAUCAAAACGAUUAUAUUUCACAAACGAAUGUCGCAUUUCUGCACUUUUUAGCUUCAGAAUAACAAGUAAUAUACGGAAUGUAAAAAAAUAUGUCUAAAACGACAUGCAAAGCCUUAGUUAAGGACUAUUGUGCAAAUUGCACUUUUGCUGGUGUACAUUUCAUUGCAGAUGACACGAAACACUGGACAGAAAGAAUCUUGUGGUUCGUCUUUGUGGCUCUGUCGUGGUACGGCUCUGCGCUAUUGAUAGUAUCAGCAUGGGAGUCCUUUGUUCAGAGCCCUAUAAGUUUCGGUGUUGAAACUACAUACACUGAUUGGGAUACAAAAUUACCAGCUGUAGCUAUUUGUGAAUCAGCCAACGAUGAUAAAAUAUAUAAUGUAUCUGACACCAUAUGGACGCCAUCCCAUUUAUUAGACCUAGAGGAUACUCUGAAGGAAAUUGCAUAUUUUCGUGGAGUGAGCUACAGUCUUGUUGAAGUCUGUCAUUUAACUAAAAAUCCCGAUCCAAAUUGUCCCGUAUCUAAUUACACGAACUACGUAAGGCUGGUACGAAGCGAUUGCCCGAAAAUCAUAACAAAUUGUUCAUAUAAUAGCAAGCCUUUUGAUUGCUGCAACUUCUUUCAACCUAUUGAUACUGACAUAGGAACAUGUUUUAUUAUAAAUUCUAUUCAAACAAAGAAACCAAAACCAUAUCCUAUGAUCAGUAAUAUGCAAGAAAAAUAUGGAAAACUCAGCUUCGUGAUAACGAUACCCUCUAUGAUGUAUACUUUAGGCGAAGAUGAAGUUCCGACUGUGACCACUUUGCAGUCGUCCACUUUGAAGAUCCAACUCGGAGCUAACUAUAGCCGACAAUUAACAAUACGAAACAUUGAAAACGAUCCUCUGAUUGUGGACACAACACCGGAACAGAGAGCCUGUCGCUUCCACCACGAGAACAAGGACGGAUUGUACCCUAAAUAUUCUUAUAGCGCCUGCACGGUUUUGUGUCGUAAGAAAGGCCAGCUAGACACAUGUGGAUGCAACGACCAUUUUAUGUUGGGCACUAAAGAGUCAGAACGUUGCAAUUUGUCAGGCAUCGCGUGUCUCCACUCGUUCGCAAGUCAGCUAACGACCCUGAAGCCGCACUGGGCGAAUCGACCAGGACUCGCGUGCAGCUGCGUAGCUUCAUGUGACGAGACAGAAAUUACUGUUAUUAAGGAUGUCGUUGUUUCCAAUAAAGGUAAGACGAAUAGAAAGAGGGCUUUCGUCGAAUUAGUACUAGCAUAUUUACCAACGGAACGUUUCAAACGCAAUGUUGUUAGGAGCCGUCUAGAUUUAGUUGUUUCUAUCGGUGGGACUACAGGACUAUUCUUGGGUGCAAGUAUACUCAGUUUCGUGGAACUUAUUUUUUAUUUUAGUGUUCGUUUUGCGAAUAACAUUCUGAUGAAAAUAGAUCAAAGAAAGAACAAUACCAUCACAAGUAAAUACGACACUAUAAAUAAUCAUCAAGAAAUAUCUACAAAUGCAUCGAUUUACUCACAACACUUAUUUUAAGUCUAAAACAUAUAGCGUAAUUUAUUUUUCACAGUAAAGUACUUUAAUGCGCUUACGAAUAAUAAAAGUCUUUCCCCAAAUAAAGUGAAAGAAAUAUGUUUCAUUUCGCCUUUUCAAAUUAUAUACAAUUUCCUUAAAGCGUAUGUAACAAGUGUGCUCUGUAAUCUUGUACUGAUCUUGUGAUGUUUAUGACAUAACCAUUUGAGCCAGCAAAGAUGAAUCACUCUUACGAAAUGUCCACACUUGACGGACGAGUGCGAGACUUUGAACUUUCUCGAAUUAGGUAUGUCGGCUACAGGAAACAUUAAUUAGAAUUGAUGACGACUGGAACGCAGUAUAAAAUAUUAGGGAUUUAGGUAGGACGAACUCACAGCCCUACUGAUCUUAAGUGAAUGCCACAUCACGAUAGCAAAGCCGAAGUUUAUCUUCGGGGAUCUUAGGCUCUAUCAGAUCAUAUGACAUGUCCUUCUUCAAACGAGGCUUGUGGAGAGUAUUAAGCGGUAGGCAGCGGCUUGGCUCUGCCCCUGGCACUGCUGAAGUCCAUGGGCGACGGUAACCACUCACCAUCAGGUGGGCCGUAUGCUCGUCUGCCGAAAAAAAAAAAGAUCCGGCGUGUCACUAUUCUGUCAGAAAGACUAUUCGAUUCUUUGUUAAGUUCGGCUCACAGUUUAAAAAUUCCAAAAUUCAAAGAGAAGGGAAUAUAUAUAUUUUUUAUUUCAUACACGCUUUGUCCCCUAAACAGGACUACUUCCGUGGUUUACCUGAUUAUGAUACAUUCGUAGUCAUAUAAUGCGAGAACGAGUGAUUUCCAUACAAUAAAAUUUACAGUAAUGAUGAUUAAUUUGAUGAAAUAAAAUACAUUAGGUAUGUUCUUUGGUUUAUUGACAUCACUACCUACUUAUAACAAGUAAAAACGUGUUUUAUUUGUACAUUUUAAGUAAAGAAUCACAAUUGAAUAUUUGUUAAUUGCACUACUAGUUUUGUAUAUAUUUAGUUGAACAAUGCUCUUAAAAUUUGGAUUACAACUAUCAUUUCUGUAACAAAGGAAGGUUAAUGAUUGUGAGAAAGGCAUAAUAAAUUUUACAGAUCUUUGAUUCUUGGUUAGACUGUGCUUCCAAAGCACACAGAUGUAUAAAAUAAAUGUAGUAUGUUCGUAGGCAAUGUUUAUUAUAUUGAUAAUCAUGACACUAUUAAGUAUUUCUUAGAACAAAAAACAUAACUUCUACAUUCCCUUAAUAAUGAAAUAGAUUUGAUAUUUUAAUUACAAUUUUAAUGAUUUUUAAAAUAUGGUAUGAUUUUCUUUUUAUUCGUGAAAUGAUGAAUGUGUUAGUUAAUGCUACGUAAUUUAUUAUAUGUCUACUAAAUUCGAAUAAAUAGGAAUCUUAAGUUUAUCAUAAUGUCAGUUACUAAGAGGUUAUAUUAAUUUGUAAAGAUAGGUAGGUGAGCUGUCAGCUCAUUUAGCGCUAAGUAAAAAGCUGAGCACUGAAAGCGCUUAUGAGAUAAGAUCGAUUUCUACAUUUACAUUUAACAUAUAGUUGACUCGCGACUAUCCGCCAAACAUAAGGCAAGGCGACAAAUAAUCGAAUUUAUCAAGUACUGCUAUAGAGCCCCAGUAGAAAUUUUUGAAAAGAAUACGUUUUAAUCUGACAAAUUAGAUACGGCUACAUCUAUAGGUACAGUCUGUUCAAAUCAAGAAGAUUUACUGAAAUCCUUUUGGAUGCUAGAAGCUUGUUGGAUUACAGGGCUGGCCAGAUUAAACAGAGAUCGAUUACCGGGAGUCCACUAUACUUACAGUGAAUUUGUCUACGGCAUUUUUUUUCUAAUUUUUUAGUGGUUGAUAAUGAUAUUUAAAAAAAAUGUUUGGCAAAUAAUAUGAGAGAUGAGAGAGAGAGAGAGCACCAAAUUUAAUUAAGACACAAGGACAUGAAUCCUUGACAGUAGUACAAAAAUAAUAUUUAAUGAUACGAUUAAUAAAUAAAAUAAAUACAGAUAUGUACGAUACUAAGUAUACAUACGUGAUGUGAUUAUUAUACUAAGUACAAGAGGACUUAAAUUCUUAAACUUGGUUGAUUUUGCCUAACAUUUUUAAUCUCUCGGGUUGUAAUUAACAUGUUGGUUAGCGUUUUGAAUUCAUAUUAAUUUUGUGACGGGUAUAUUUAGGCUCUCCUCAUCAAGUGCCAGCGACUGCAGUGUCCAUGGGGAUGGAAUCUGCGGUACCGCAUACAAUGCCAUUGAGGUAUCUGUUGCAUACGACGUAGAGCUUCCAUCUGCAAUUUAAGUAUAUUGCUUAUGAGAACCUUAUUAAGUAAAACAUUCCAUUUUUUUUAUUGCUUAGAUCAAUGGAUGGACGAGCUCACAGCCCACCAGGAGUUAACUGGUUACUGGAACCCAUAGACAUCUACUACGUAAAUGCGCCACCCACCUUGAGAUAUAAGUUCUAAGGUUUCAGUAUAGUUACAACGGCUGCCCCGCCCUUCAAACCGAAAUACAUUACUGCUUCACGGUAGAAAUAGGCAGGAUGAUGGUACCUACCCGUGCGGACUCACAAGAGGUCUUACCACCAGUAAUAAACUACCAGUAAUGUACUCGCUUCAAUCAACAAUGCGCGUUUGUUUAUUUAGAUAUUGUUGAUUUAGUGAUUAGUUGGUUACCCUAAUGAUUAUAAAACAGAUGUACUUUGUUCCUGUUUUGAUUUCCGGUCUUUGCUAAACAUAUUGGCACUCGGAUUUGGAUCUAUCUGUUGUUGCCUCGUCUGUCAAAACUUCUUUAACACCGUUGUAAUUUGAAAUUUGAUCAUCAAGAGACAAAGCAAAAAAAAUUAAUUAUAUAGCAUUUAGCCUCGAAGAGAAUGAGAUUUUUUGUAAAUACCUAGCAUUAAUCAUGUUUUAGAGUUGCCUUUAGAUUUGAAUUUAAUUUGUUUCGUUAGUUCGUUUAUAGUUUUUUUUCUCCAUACAUUUAAAAGUACUUUUACAGUUUAAUAUCGACGAAUACAUUUUCCGUAGUCUUUUAAGUAUUCAACUUAAACAUUUUCAUAGACACGCACGACCCUAGUCGUAAACUAUUUUUGAAAGUAGUUUCCAUUAUACUUACAACUCGAGAAAGCCGAUAAAAAUAUUGCAUGUUAUUAAAUAUUGCAUGUUUAUUUAACCUUUAGUUGAACAAAUGUUGAUGAAGGUUUCCCUUGUUAUAAUUUUAAAAUAAAGGCUAAAUUACAAUUUUAGUAUUACGACAGCACAUUAUCAUUUGAGUUUCAAUGACUUCACUAGACGCUUUUAAUUGGUUACUGUGAAAAAAUUGAGAGUGAAAUGAUAAUGACAAUCUUUGUUCCUUAUCUCAGUUUUACAAAUCAUCGGGGCCUAAAAAAUAACAAUCCCGGUGUAUUCGUGUCGAGCGAUGCUACUAUGCCGGUAUUCAAAUCCCGCAGGUAGGUACCAACUUUUCUGAUGAAAUCCGUACUAGACUCCUGUUCACGAAUGUCUUCCACGAUGAAGGAAUAACGCGAUGUAAUAUAAAUCAAACCCGUCUAACUAUAGUUUUUGUAAUUGCUCUACACGGCGACAUUUACUAACUGAUAUAUAUGAGCUCAAGUAAUCACUCAAUAUAAGAUGAAAAAAAGGGUAAAGAACUCUUUCAGCCACAUGUCUAACGUCUAAAAAUAUAUAUACUGGUAACCUUAUUUCACCAGUCUCAAAAGCCGAUAUAUUUUUAUCUUAAUAUUGUUAAUAUAAUUUGUAUCAUAAUUAUUAACUAUGCAUUUAAUUUAAUUUUUUCCGUAUCUCAUAAUUUGAAGAAAAAAUCUACCAUGUCAGUUUUCUCUUCAUUAUGAAAUACAUGUGAAAUACUAAUGAGGUUAUAGAUAAGUAUGCAAGUUUUCAUAUAUGAGUGAAAUAUACUGACUUAUGACAAAAUUCAUAUAGAUAAGAAGCUACAAUAAAAUAUAAAUGAUUAAAAAUAGCGCAGAAAUAGUAGGAUUUAAUUAGUUUAAUGUUAAAAACAUGUGAUGAUAUAAAUGUGCAUGAAUGCAUUAGAACACCGUAAUAACGUAUAAAGUUUCAAUAAAAAGUUGCAUUUACAAUAUUUUUUUGACACAUUUCCAUCUUAAUAUUAAUUAUAAAAAAGGAACUAAUAUGCAACUAAUUUACAGGCGCGCGUCCAGAGCAGUAAUGAAGCAAAUUUAUACGUACGUGGCUUUGACUUAACUUGGCAUAACUUUAAUUGAUAGCAAAUAAAUGUGAUGCUAUCUUCGAAUUGCGUUCAAAAUAAAUAAUAAGCUGUGUUAAUUUA